AUGGCGUCCUCCAAACCCUCCGCCUUCCCGGCCUCGACCGUGCCGCAGGCACCGGAAGAUCCGCUGUUCGGCCUGAUGGCUGCGUACAAGCGGGAUACCUCGGAGAAGAAGGUGGAUUUGGGAAUUGGCGCGUAUCGUGAUGAUAAUGCGAAGCCGUGGGUGUUGCCGGUGGUGAAGAAGGCCGAUGAUAUCCUAAGAAAUGAUCCAAACCUCAAUCAUGAAUAUCUGCCCAUUGCCGGUCUUCCGGAGUUCACUUCCGCAUCGCAGAAGCUCAUCUUCGGAUCGGAUAGCCAGGCAAUCAAGGACGGUCGCGUCGCCUCCAUCCAAGCCAUCUCCGGCACUGGUUCCCUCCAUCUCGGCGCCCUCUUCCUCCGCAAAUUCUACAACCCCGCCAAUCCCCCUAGCAUCUACCUCUCCAACCCCACCUGGGCCAACCACCACCAAAUCUUCACCAACGUUUCCCUCCAACUCGCCCACUACCCCUACUUCUCUCCGCAGACCCGCGGCCUCGACUUCACCGGCAUGCUCGCCGCCAUCUCCGCUGCCCCCACCGGCAGCAUCAUCCUCCUGCACGCCUGCGCCCACAACCCCACCGGCGUCGACCCCACCCAAGCCCAAUGGACCCAAAUCGCCGACGUCAUGGAACAAAAGGGCCUCUUCCCCUUCUUCGACAACGCCUACCAGGGCUUCGCCUCCGGCGACCUCGACCGCGACGCCUGGGCCAUCCGCCACUUCGUCGCCCGCGGCUUCGAGCUGCUGGUCGCGCAGUCGUAUGCGAAGAACUUCGGAUUGUACGGCGAGCGCGCGGGCUGCUUCCACUACGUGGCGCCGGCGACGGCGAGCGCGGCGGACGCGAGCCGUGUGGCGUCGCAGCUGGCGAUCUUGCAGCGGAGCGAGAUCUCGAACCCGCCGGCGUAUGGGGCGCGGAUCGCAAGCACGGUGCUGAACAAUGGGGCACUGUUCGCGGAGUGGAAGGAGAAUCUGACAACGAUGAGUGGAAGGUUGAUUGGGAUGCGGGCGGAGUUGCGGGGGUUGUUGGAGAAGAAGGGGACGCCGGGGACGUGGAAUCAUGUGACGGAUCAGAUUGGGAUGUUUAGCUUCACGGGGCUGUCGGAGAAGCAGGUGGGGUUGUUGAGGGAGAAGUGGCAUGUGUAUAUGACGAAGAAUGGGCGGGCGAGCGUCGCGGGGUUGAAUAGCCGGAACGUGGAGUAUGUGGCGGAGGCGAUUGAUGACGUUGUGAGGUCGGCCUAG
Messenger RNA from Eremomyces bilateralis CBS 781.70, 1251 nucleotides. Its product is annotated as aspartate aminotransferase. The record is from RefSeq and is a predicted model, not a curated record. Bases 1 to 1251 code for a protein of 416 amino acids. Gene Ontology annotation, biological process: L-aspartate biosynthetic process. Gene Ontology annotation, molecular function: L-aspartate:2-oxoglutarate transaminase activity; pyridoxal phosphate binding. Gene Ontology annotation, cellular component: cytosol. NCBI's taxonomy places the organism in Eukaryota, Fungi, Ascomycota, Dothideomycetes, Eremomycetales, Eremomycetaceae. The transcript has 3 exons.